Molecule: messenger RNA, 1862 nt
Organism: Pseudophryne corroboree (corroboree frog)
Lineage: Eukaryota; Metazoa; Chordata; Amphibia; Anura; Myobatrachidae
Gene: XPNPEP3
Product: X-prolyl aminopeptidase 3
Exons: 11
Coding region: 161-1810 (549 amino acids)
Biological process (GO): proteolysis
Cellular component (GO): mitochondrion
Molecular function (GO): manganese ion binding; metalloaminopeptidase activity
Source: RefSeq, a predicted model, not a curated record
CGACGGAUGACCCGCAAUGGCCAUCCCUACUCCGGAAUAACAUCCUCAUACGGCGCAGCUCUCAGGCGCUGCAAGGGCCUCCAAUUGACGUCAUCACCCUGCGGCUCUCGCUAAGCGAGGUCCACGUACGGCGUGAUUGACUGAUGAUAGACAGCCAGCGAUGGGAGCGCUGUGUAGGGAUAUUAUCCGGGGUUCAGCAGUUAUGCGUGGCCCUACUGGUCAUAGGUUUCUUUUUGAACGCGUUACAGCUUGUAUUUCUUGUGUGAGACAAAUAUUUUCAGUGGAAUCUCAGCAGCAUUUCAACUUUCCAAAAAGGUCCCUAGGGCAACCCAGCCCUUUCACGCAUACCCAUCUCCUGAAACCAGUACUGGACUAUCGGAACUUUUCCGGGAGUUUGACUAACCAGGAUGAAUUCAACGCAAGAAGGCUGUAUACACUAACUGAAAUCACAUUGGUUUCCGGGGAGGUCACACCAGGUUUGACACAAACGGAAUAUGCCCAGCGUCGCUACAAGCUGAUGUCUAAUAUCCAGAAAGAAUCUCAACUUCUGGGUUGUUCUUCGGAUCAUGCUGCUGUUUUCUUGUCAAACGCUACACUGUACAUGACAAGUGACAUUCCCUUUCCUUUUCAUCAACACAAUGACUUCCUCUACUUAUGUGGAUUCUUAGAACCUGAUAGUAUUCUACUUUUACAAAACCGACAAGGUCAUGAACUACCAUCUCACACAGCCACACUGUUUGUGCCACGCAGAGACCCUGGACGGGAGUUAUGGGAUGGGCCUCGAUCUGGACCUGAUGGAGCAGUUGCACUGACUGGAGUAGACCAAGCUUUCCCAAUAGAGGAAUUUAAACAUGUACUGCCAAUGUUGCUUGAUGAAGGAGUGACUUUAUGGUACGACUACGUCAGACCACCUCAUUCCUCCUUACAUUCCACCUUCAUGCAACCACUAAUAGAAUCAAAAGCCCAGUACAGAAAUAGGAUCAAGUCUACGCGGCUUCUCAUACAGCAGCUUCGGUUAAUUAAGUCUGAAGCAGAAUUGGAACUUAUGAAGAAAGCGGGCCACAUCUCUUCUCAUGCUUUCAUUGAGACCAUGCAUUGCAGCAAGGCUCCAGUGAAUGAAGCUUUCAUAUAUGCCAAGUUUGAUUUUGAGUGUCGAGCCCGUGGCGCGGAUAUACUGGCUUAUCCACCUGUGGUUGCUGGAGGAAGUAGAGCCAACACUCUGCAUUAUGUGAAAAAUAACCAGAUAGUCAAGUCUGGAGAGAUGGUUCUGAUGGAUGGUGGCUGUGAAGCAUCUUGCUAUGUAAGCGACAUAACACGGACAUGGCCUGUGAAUGGCAGGUUCUCUGCACCCCAAGAAGAACUGUAUGAGGCUGUACUACAUAUACAGAAUUCCUGCCUAAAUUUGUGCAUUUUAGGAACCAGCCUGGAUAACCUCUACAGCCAUAUGCUGACUGAACUAGGAAAGAAACUCAAAGACCUGGGCAUUGUGCAGAAAAGAUGUAGUGAUGGUCACAUUAUCAAAGCUGCACGAAAGUACUGCCCACACCAUGUUGGACAUUAUCUUGGCAUGGAUGUGCAUGAUACUCCCGACGUGUAUCGAUCUCUACCUCUCCAACAAGGCAUGGUGAUAACGAUAGAACCAGGUAUUUAUAUCCCUGAGAAUGACCAUGACGCUCCUGAAAAAUACAGGGGACUAGGAAUCCGCAUUGAAGAUGAUGUCAUGAUCACUGGACAGUCCCCCAUUAUUCUCUCUGCUGAGUGUCCUAAAGAAAUUUAUGACAUACAGCAAGUGUGUGGAAAAGGCCACUGAUGCAGUCUGGACUCUAAGAUAUUAUGAAUAAAAAAGCUCUUAAGUUCCUGAA